Molecule: messenger RNA, 2564 nt
Organism: Phyllotreta striolata
Lineage: Eukaryota; Metazoa; Arthropoda; Insecta; Coleoptera; Chrysomelidae
Source: the annotation of a GenBank genome assembly
UCACGGUUUUAAGAGCAGUUUUUCGCAAGUUUUUACGCAGUUAAUCUUGAAAAAAUGUGAUUAAUAACAAACCAACCCUUAGUUUACAAACUGUUUUUUACUAAUUAUCGAAUCUCGCGAAAAAUCGGACAUUCUGAACAAUAACAAUUUCAUAACGAUAAUCUCCAUACAUUAAGUUAUUAUUCAAUUCAAUGCAAUGGCAAAGGUCAGUACUCAACGUUCGUAAAGCGAUGCAAAUCCAAUAAACACAAUAAAAUCAGUCGCAAGAAUCUAAAGAUGUAUCGAAUUUUAACACCAACUAUUCUUCUUAUAACAUCUUUAACCACAAAUAUUUCCUGCAACGUAUUACGAGACGUCGAACAAGAAAUCCGCGAGGACAUCUUCGACAUAUACCGAGGCGUCGCCAUUAAAACCAAAGAGAUCACCGGCAACAAUGUCACCAAGGACCAGAUGAAGCUGCGCAUGUUCCGGAACCGCCCGGAACCAACCAAACUCGUCCUAAACGACACCGAUUUGCACCUUUUGCGCAACACCAAAGGCCGGCUGGUGUUCAUCACGCACGGCUGGACAGACAGCUCGGAUUCCGACUGGAUGUUGAAUCUAAAAGAAGCCUUCCUGACCAAAUACCCCGACGAUGUUGUUAUCCUCGUUGAUUGGAGAGAACCCGCAGGGAAGCUCUAUUACAUAUCGUCGAUAAAUGUUUAUGACAUCGGAAACUUCCUGGCGGAGACGAUCGAGAAACUGCUCGACGAGCACGAUAUCAAACCAUCCCAACUGCUUCUGAUAGGCCACUCGCUGGGCGGGCAAACGAUGGGAUUCGUCGGGAAGCGCCUGCAAAAGAGCGGCAGGAAGCUGCCCCGGAUCGUCGCCUUGGAUCCCGCCGGGCCCCUGUUCGACAUCCGCCCGGCGGACAAGCGUCUGAACCCCAGCGACGCCGACGUCGUCGAGGUGAUUCACUCCGACGCCGGCACCUUCGGCUUCAAGGACAGCUGCGGCACGAUAGACUUCUACCCCAACGGAGGCAACAUGCAGCCCGGAUGCUACAGGGUGGACAUUUCGAGUUUACCGGGUGUUAAAGAACCCGUUUUAUGCGAUCACAGGCGAUCCUACCACUACUUCAUCGAGGCAGUGCCCCACCCGAAGGACUACUUGGUGGCCGUGGAAUGCUCCGAGUGGAACGUGCUGAGGAAAACGUGCGAUUUGAACAAUACGGUGGCUUUGGGCGAUUUAACGACCACUAAAACGGGUGAAUUCUAUUUCAAUACCAACAGGAAUUUCCCUUUCAACAUCAACCACCUGGGGCAACCUAGGGGCUUCAUUGACGCAGUGGAAUCGGUCGGUAGGGGAGUGAAAAACGAAGCCGAUGAAGUCUCAAAAAAGAUUAAAAACGGUGUCUCGAAAUUAUCGUCUGGUGUAAAGAAUUUAUUCCACUGAAUUUCUGGUCAAAUUUACAAUCGUAAAUUUGAUUUUUAUUUAAAACAUGUUUUUAUAAAAACAAAUUACCUAUUUACAAAUUGAAUCUACAUGUAGAAACCAGUACAAACAUAUCAAACAUGUUCACACCUCUUCACGACUAUCUCCUUUACCACAACGUUACUCAAGUCCUUGUAAUCCACUGAUUUAGGUAAAGUUACUUGGCAUAUCAAGAGUUCCUUACCUGUAGAUUCGCAAGACCUGUUCAAACAGGCCAAAGAGAGGUUGUCCAUCGAUCGACCCGUUUCAACUCGCCCCAGCGACUCGUCCAAAGUCUCCACUAUCACCACAUAGGAGGCGUGGAAAUGCGCAGGGCCUUCUUUGUACAACACUGAAAUAGACAGAUGACAAUUUGACAUAUAUUGACAUGUCUAUCUAAAAUUUCGAUAUACUUACGGAAAUCCCCUCCGAAUUUGAUGCCCGGUUUCACGAUCCAAUUCUUCGAGCGGAAAUGAACGUAACUCACGUAAUUUCCCACGAAUCGCGAAUCAGUGGCGGAAAAAGCCGACCAUAACCGAUCGCAUUCGGAAACGUCAUCGCCGUUGACAGCUGUCACAUCGAUGACGUCCAAGUGGUGUUUGAGGAAAAACGCCUCUUCCAAACCGAGACAGAGCGCCUCCCGCGAUCCUGACUCGUCCAAAUGGUAUUCUGGCGAUAAAAUCGAAAUCGAGACAUCGUCAUUUACAUUUGACAUGUCAUUGACGUUUGACAAGUCGUUAUCAUCGUCGGAAUCGGAUAUAACGACAAUCUUCCUAAUACAUCGGCUUUCUUUGGUUUUUUCGUCUGGCUUUUUGAUUCUACGCCAUUUCCGGCGAGCCUCGAACUGCCUUUUUCGCAAAAUGGCGUCGAAGGAGGUUGGCAAGCUUCGCGAAAGAGAGCCUUUACCGAAGCAUCCAGCACGGUAAACGGCCAUUUUGUCGUCAACGCGCACUGUAAAGCCAUCGAAGAAGGCCGGGAUUUUUCGAGGGAAUGUCGAGACCAACUCGAAGUUUCGAAAAAAUCGUUUUGAUUUGGAUUUGGGGGGCGUAGGAGAGUCCAUUCGGUCUGCCAUCUUUAUUUUUCAUGAGUUCAUUGAAUUGACUAAUGACAAU